Messenger RNA from Lycium barbarum (goji berry), 609 nucleotides. RefSeq lists its product as uncharacterized. NCBI's taxonomy places the organism in Eukaryota, Viridiplantae, Streptophyta, Magnoliopsida, Solanales, Solanaceae. The record is from RefSeq and is a predicted model, not a curated record. The transcript is spliced from 3 exons. Gene Ontology annotation, molecular function: zinc ion binding. The coding region runs from base 1 to 609 and encodes 202 amino acids.
AUGACUUCGAACAUAGCAGAGUGUAUUAAUCGUCACCUUGUAGCGGCAAGAGAGCUGCCUAUAUUUGAUUUUCUAGAAGAAGUGAGGAAGAUGUUUGGAAGAUGGAAUUAUAAUAACCGGAGAAACGAUAUAUUAGUUGUAUUUGAAGUAUUUAGCAUAUGCAGUCAGGUCGAACCAUCAACCAAAUACUUAUACACAGUAUAUGUUGAAGGAAGGCGUUUCAUCGUUAACUUGGACAACAAAACUUGCAGUUGUUGGAUGUUUCAAAUAGACGAAAUUCCAUGCCCAUAUGCAUGGGCUGUCAUUAAGAAGAAAAAUCUAACAGCUGAUGAUUACUGUUCAGAAUUGUUCAAACCGCACACCGUGGUGAAUACAUAUGAUGUAGUCGUGGAUCCUCUCCCUGAUGAGCGGGAAUGGAAGGUUCCCACAUACUUAUCAGAGGAUGUGGUUUUGCUACCAAGAUACAAGAGACCUCCUGGUAGUCCGAAGAAAAAGCGUGAUAAACCGUUAGUUGAAUUGCUUCUUGGGAAAAAAAGACAUGCUUGCAGUACAUGUGGACAGACUGGACACAAUAGACAUUCUUGUAGUAAUGCUCCCAGAAGGAAGUAA